AUGGAAGAGUAUCAUGUUAUCGUUAGAGAUCUUGCCGAGAAGUUGGAAAAGGAAGAUGAUCGUCUUUUCAGAACGCCGAAUAAAUUUUGGCAAGAGGACAAGGCCUUCUUUUUCAUGACGAGGGAAAAUCCGGUUAGAAAGCUUUUCUUGGCAAUUUCAAGCAAUAAAAUAUUUGAUAAUAUCAUCUUAGUUGCCAUCAUUGCAAACUGCCUUCAAUUAGCAAGUUAUGAGCACCUUCCGAAUGGUGACCGCGGUGAGCUUUCAGAUUUCCUUGACGCGACGGAAAUUUACUUCCUGUGGAUUUUCAUUGUUGAAAUGGUUGUCAAAAUUAUGGCACUUGGUUUUUGCCUGCAUAAGAAUUCUUACUUGACGAAUGGCUGGAACAUCAUGGAUUUUGUGGUUGUUUCUACUGGUAUUCUGGACAUGUAUGGCGAGGUUUUAUUUAAACUGCUUGGACUUGAUCCAUCAUUACUGUCAAAGAUGAAAUUGCUGAAAAUGGGGCGAGUUUUCCGCCCGCUGAAAAUGAUCUCUAACUCUCCUUCUUUACAAGCUUAG
Messenger RNA from Oikopleura dioica, 555 nucleotides. The record is from the annotation of a GenBank genome assembly. NCBI's taxonomy places the organism in Eukaryota, Metazoa, Chordata, Appendicularia, Copelata, Oikopleuridae.